AUGGCUGAAGCAACACACGAUGUCAUAUCUAUUUCCUCGUCUGAUGAUGACUCGGACUGUCAAAUCGUGAAAGUCAGACCGUCGCUUGGUGGUCGAAUCAAGAGCAAAAUGAGGUGGCAGUACCAGCCUUACAAGUUGCCAAGGCGCAGAAGGAGCAAUAAUAUUCCACGCCAGCGAAACGAAGACGUUGAUGACGAUCUCCAAGGCGAGAAACCGACAUCGAAUCGGCACACUCAACAUUAUGAGGCAGAUUUGACUGCAGUGGGUGGCGAUGCCGCUCGCAACGGUUGUUCCCAAAGCAUGGACCAGAGCAUUGAUACAUUGCGCUUUGGCUCCAUGGCCGAUCUUUCAGUUGUUAAUGAGACGAGUGAUGCCAAGACGGAAAGGUCUGUGACGACGCGUGUCGAUCCGACAGAUUCCUUGGCGAACCGACAUGAUACCGCCGAUCUGGAGCCGACGAGCAUGUUGCCUCCACCAUUUCCGUCACAAAUGCCAGAUGCCAGCAACCCGAUAUCAACUCUAGACAACAAAGACAAGCAGCGAGAGAGUCGUUCUAGGUCGUGCUCUGUAGCGACUCUCGAUUUUCCUUUGGAAAGGGCUGAUGCUCAACGGGGGGGCAUUCAGGGGUUUGAGAGAGAUGUUCAGGGGAUUGAUUCUGAUGUGCUUGAUGAGCAACGCCGGCUUGUACUUGGAGAACCGACAGUUUUAGCCGAUUGUGCCAAUCAUCCGCAUCAGUUCGCUUGCACGGCUGUCUUGCCAAAUGAAGAUUGUUCUGUAGUAGCCCUGAGAUUGGCGCCAGAAGAAUCUGUCCAAGCUGCUAUCAAGACAGAGGAAUCUCAAGAUGUCGCGGCCAGUUCACUACAGCUAAUCAGAAGGGUAUCAACCACGUCUCGUGGCCGACUGCCUCGGGUUGGGAAGCGACGGGCAUGGAGCUCGAUUAUCAACUUUGGGGCAUACGAAACAUUGCUUGGGCCGCUGUUUACGCAGCAGAAGGACAUGAUUCGUUCUGUGACUUAUGACGAUAUGAUGGAAGACAGAGCAGAGAUGAAUAAGAAGCAAGGAUGGCAAUAA
This is a messenger RNA of Trichoderma atroviride IMI 206040, 1071 nucleotides long. RefSeq lists its product as uncharacterized. Lineage: Eukaryota; Fungi; Ascomycota; Sordariomycetes; Hypocreales; Hypocreaceae. The record is from RefSeq and is a predicted model, not a curated record.